GUAUUCCAGCAGCAUAUUUAAAUAUAUAUGCAUAUAUACAUAUAUAUGUGACUAUAAGUGUUGUGCGUGUUCAGGCGCAUGCUAUUUAUAAAGCCGCCUUAAUCUUAAUGGAUUUUUAUACCAGCCUAUUUCACCUCGCCAUCUAUAUUUUCAGCCUUCUCUCGCUCGUCUCUUCGUCUCUCUGCUGAAAAGUAAAAUUAAUUAAUGUCUUGUUAUUUAUAAAAACAAAAAAAAAAACUAAACCCAAAUCCAACGACGUGCAAAGGUGUGAAGAGAAAUAUUCUCGAUUGGAAUAAACAAUAUUUUUAGGCAACCGAAAAAAAUGUCGCCAGCACAUUUGAUUUUAUGUGUGCUGAGCAGCAUUGCAUUUUCCGGAGUUGCAAAUGCCGUCUAUGAGGAUUGCCAGACACCGCCGCCUGUGGAUCAUGCCCAAGCAGAGUUGUUUGUUAGCGAAUCGAAUCAUGUGAACACUGCCAUCUACAGCUGUGCUUCGGGGUAUGUUCUCAAAGGUCCCAAGGAGCUGCUGUGCAACGUGGACACCGAAGAAUGGCAGGGCGAACCUCCCAUCUGCCUCAAAGCUAAGGGUACGCAUUCAGAACGCAAACAGAAAUUGCUGGCCAUUGUCGAGGAUUUUAAUGUGCCCGCGAAGUUGGUGCCGCAGCUCGACUUGAGCUGCAUUCAAGCAAAAGUGGAGGCGCCACAAAUUAGUCACGGCAUUGUGGCAAGAUACGAAAGGAAAAGACGCGGAGAGAAGGUUUUUCUUGUGGCGUAUUAUGCGUGUAACGAGAACUACGAGUUUGAGAACACACAGAAUUAUGCUUUGUACUGUGGAGCCAAGCAAUGGGUGGGAGAUUUGCCCGCUUGUUAUCCACGUGUGGAAUACACCGACGAUAAUGAAGAAAAUGACGAUGACGGGGAUAAUGCCAACGACGAUGACUAUAAUUAUAAUGAUUAUGAAGCGGUAGAGGAAGAAACCGAGACGCCAAAGCCAGUGUACGAUACAUUAGAGGGCGUGAAGCCACCGCCGCCUCCACCGCCAGUUGAGGCAGAAGCAGUUGAGGUAGAGGACGAGGAGGAGCAGCCACAAGGGCAACCUGAAGCUGUGCCUGCUGUGCCAACUACUGUUGAGCCGAAGAUCGAUACAGUUGCUGAACCUAAGACUGAAGUACAAACUGCAGUUGAGACUGAAGCACAAACUGCAAUUGAGAAUGAAGUGCACACUGCAGUUGAACCGCAGGUGAAACAAGAUGAAGGGACCGCAGCUCAUCCCGAAGUGGAAUUGAAACCAGAAAACGAAUCCGACUUUGUGGUGCCCGUUGACGAACCAAAGGCAGAGCCAGAAUUAGUGCCCAGUGCUGAUGCAACGAAUCAAACGGAGACACAGAUUGUGACUGAGAGUGUCACCGACAUCAACAUUGUUGUCCCACCCACAAGUGAUCCCUAUUCACCUCGACUGCUGGACGAGAAUUGCGGUGAAGAUCGCGGUGGUUGUGCGCAAAAAUGCGAGCGUGUGUUGUUCCCCGGAGAGAAUGAACCGCGUCUCAAGUGUAGCUGCUAUAAGGGUUUCACUCUGGAUCCUCAGGAUUAUUCCAGUUGUCAUGAUAUUGACGAGUGCCAGGAGUCGAAUGGCGGUUGUUCGCAGAUCUGCAACAACUUGCCCGGUGGCUACGAAUGCGGCUGCGAGAAGGGCUACGAGAUUGACGCAGCUACUCGAAACACCUGUGUGGAUAUUGACGAGUGUGCGCAGCCCGAAGUGAUUGCCGAGUGCGCCAAUGGCUGUGAGAAUACGCCUGGUUCCUAUCGCUGUGUGAUUGCUUUGAACGCCAAGGAGGAAGCUGAAGAGGAGGAAAAGGAAGAGGACGAAGAAGCUGUCAAACAAACAAAUGAGGAGGAGCACGACAACGAAAUUGAAGUCGGGCCUGAGGAACCUGUUAAGGGUGUUGAGACGGAGCCUCAACCUGAACUCAAAGUUGAACCCGAAGAUGAACCCGAAGCCGUGCCUGUAACUCCCAAACCAACUUGCAAUCCAGGCUUUGGGCUCUCGCCUGACGGCAGCAUCUGUGUGGACAUCAACGAGUGCGACAUUGUAGUGGAGGACGACAGCAACAUAGAGCAUGUUCCCCAUCGUGUUUGCCAGCAGCUUUGCGAGAACACGCUCGGUUCCUUCCGUUGCAGCUGUCGCGAUGGCUUCCACUUGCUGGAGGAUCAAGUCAACUGCGCUCCGGACAACUGCGAGGCUCUCGACAAUCCCCAACUGAAUCGCACACGUUGUGCGCACGAAUGUGAGAACCUGGAGAGCGGCGGUUACGUUUGCGUCUGUCCCGAGGGCUACAGACUAGGUGAAGACGCACACAGUUGCGAGGUGCUGGAGAGCGUUUGCAGUCGUGAGCAGGGACAUGAGAGAUGUCGACCAGGAAGUUGUCUGGUCAGCGAGGACAAUAGCACUUUCAGUUGCCUGUGUCCUCCUGGCUAUGCCAGCGAAGUGUUUAGCUGCCAGGAUAUCGACGAGUGCGCUCAGGGCACACACAAGUGCAGUCACGACUGCUUCAACACAGCGGGUGGCUAUCAAUGCUUGUGUCCGCGUGGCAUGUCGUUGCAGGAACCUGAAGGACACGCUUGCGUGGCUCCCGAUCCUUGUGCUGUGAACAACAAUGGUUGCGAGCAGCUUUGCCGCAGUGCCGAAAAUGGCAUCUGCGCUUGCAGCAAGGGUUAUGUACUUAGUGAGGAUGGCAAGAGUUGCAACGAUGUGGAUGAAUGUAAGGUGAACAACGGCGGCUGUCAGCAGCUGUGUCACAAUGUACCAGGUGCGUAUGAAUGCCACUGCUCGACGGGCUACGAGAUGCUUCAGCUGCCAGGACUCUCCUCCGAUUAUUGCUUCGACAUCGACGAAUGCGCCCAGAAUACCCACAGCUGUGAGCCGCCGCUGCAAUGCGAGAACUUAAACGGUUCCUAUACUUGCUUAUGUGAACCGGGCUACGCUUGGGGCUACGACAAUCGCAUUCAUGAAUCAUUUGUCACAUCAACAUCAUCUGCAGCUUCAUCACCAUCCGCUUGCUUGGACAUUGACGAGUGCUCGCUUGCAAAUGCCAACUGCUCGCAUUUCUGCAUCAAUUUGCCGGGCAGUUUUCAAUGCGCUUGUCCCUUGGGUUUCACUUUAAACCCAGACGAUCGCAGUUGUAGCGAUCAUGAUGAGUGUCUGCAGCAGAAUGGGAAUUGUGCGCAGCUCUGCUUGAAUCAACCGGGUGGCUUUGCCUGUGCUUGCAACUCAGGUUUUGAGCUGGCUCCCGAUGGCUUCGGUUGCUUGGACAUUGAUGAAUGUUCGCUCGAUUUUGGUAAUUGCAGCGGCAUUUGCAUUAAUCUUAUAGGUUCGCAUGAGUGUGCCUGUGAUCGAGGAUAUGAACUUGCGGCUGAUGGCACUUGCCAGGAUGUGGAUGAGUGUGCUGGCUUACUCUCAGGUGGUUGCACACACGAGUGCAUCAACAAACCGGGCAGCUUUGAGUGUGGCUGCCCCUUGGGAUAUCUGCUGCAGGAGGAUGAACGCAGUUGUCGGCCUGCUCUCGUCGGUUGUCCCCCAGGCACGGAGAAGUCGGAGCAAGGCUGUUCGCCCAUCGAGUGUGGCGAGGGAAUGUUGAUCGGGGUCGAUGGCAGCUGCGUGGACAUCGAUGAGUGUCAUGUGAACAACGGCGGCUGCUCGCAUCUCUGCGAGAAUGCUCAAGGCUCUUUCAAGUGCGCCUGUCCCGCGGGUUACAAGCUAGCGGAGAAUGCGCAGGAUUGUGUGGACAUUGAUGAAUGUGCGGUAAACAAUGGCGGCUGCGAGGAGACGUGUUUGAAUGAAGCUGGCAGCUUCAAGUGCUCGUGUGGCGCUGGCAAAAAGUUGUCCUUUGAUGAGCGCAGCUGCUACAAGACAUUCGAGGUGCUCAAGCCAAGCUUGCCACCUGCUCAGAUACCGCUCUCGGAGCCUCGACCAAUGCCUUUAACCCCGCUGGGCGAGGAUCUGUUGCCACAACCAGCGCCUUCGCCAGUACCGUUGCCUGCCCCGAGACCAAUUCCAACUUUCCCACCAUUCACAUCAAAUCAGUUGCCGAAACAAAGACCAAUUCCACUGCCAGCUCCGAGACCAAUUUCCAAUUCCGAUUUACCUACUCCUAUCGCCCCACAGCUGCCCAGCGAUCGAUGUGUGCGCUUCGAGGCACCAGCCAAUGGCAGGGCGCAUUGCAAUCGGUAUCGCCACAAGCGCAAGUUGCACUACAACACGCGUUGCAAGGUGCGUUGCAAUGCUGGCUAUGUGCUCUUAGGUUCGGAGAUUCGUAACUGCGGCAUCACGGGCAACUGGGAGGGAGAGGAGAACAAGUGUGUGCCCGCACAUCACUCUCGUGGCGUGUGGCUAACAGACACAACUCCACAGCUGACAGCACCAGCUGGUGUUUGUCCUCCACUGCCUGCUCCCAGCAAUGGCGUCAUCGUCCCAGCCAACUGCACGCGAGUCGCCUCCACUUUCGGCACCAUCUGCAACCUGCAGUGCAACAUGGGCUUUGUGCCAGUUGCCGGAAUGUUAACCACCUGCUUCAAUGGCUGGAGCUUGGGCAGCGUCUUGGAGUGCAAACCUUUUGGCUCGAAUCUCUUUGACAGUCGCAUGUCCACAAGGAUUGUUGCUCCUUGGCAAGCGCAGCAAACGUUUAGACAGCAUUCGAGACCACAGCAAUCUGUUCGUCUACCGCAACCUCGUGUCAAGCUCUUCAUUACUUGCCCGGAGAAUGUUGUCAUCAUGCUGGGACCACAGCAGACAAAGGCUCAUGUUAUUCUCCAACGUCCGGCGACAAAUGCGGAUUAUCGCUACGUGGCUGCAUCUCCGACUUGGGCUAGGCAACUGCAAGGACAUUUACCUGAAGGAGUCCACAAAGUCAUUUUCCGUGCAACCGAUCCGACGACUCAACAAUCAGUUGGCUGUCAAACGCUCAUCACGAUUAGAAGAUCGCCAGCAACAUUGAAUUCGAAUCCUUUUGCUUCCUUGCAAACUUUUAGAUCCUUCUCAUUGCCACCCCGUCAACCCGCCAGAUUGCCCGACUUUAACUUCAACCAGAAAUUCGCCAAGCUAACGGAUGCAACGUUGCCAAGACCAGCUGAGAGCCUGGUUAAAGAGACGCCUUCUACGCAUCACGCCGAGAGCAAUCGCAUUGAUCUGGGUUCAUCCACAUCCAGCUACUGUCCGCCUUCGUUUGAGGUGCAUCUGAAGGAGCAUCAAAAUCUGCGUUCUGUGCUUUGGGAAGAGCCGCGCUUCGAGGGCAAACUCCUGAAGAUCUUCAAGUCAUCGUUCCCUGGUGCGUUGUUUGGUGCUGGUGAUCACACUGUGAAAUACGAGGCAACCACAACAGAUGGACGAACUCUUCAGUGUACUUUCAUAAUCCAUGUCAAACCUGCCUCAGCUUCUUCAACAACGUCGCAUGCAAGGCUCAGUUAUCCUGGGGAGCAGGAAACACACAGCAGUCUCUUCGCUGGCCAUGAGUCCUACGUUAUUUGUCCCGAUAAGGAGCCAGUCAGAGUCACAUCGCAACAAUCUGUCAACCUGCCCGUGGGCUGCAGUCUGAAGAACGUUCGUCCGAAGUCAAGUGCAUUAACAAAGCCUAAACGCGGUCUGCUCACCUCGCUCUGGCGUCAAUAUGGUAGUUACUAAUUAAUCGUUAGUCAAUUAUCAUUAACUCAAUUUACUUAUAUCGAACUUUUUUAUAAACUCACGAACUCUCUAUUUUAUUUGUAUCGAUAAUUGUUAAAUAA
Messenger RNA from Drosophila nasuta, 5772 nucleotides. RefSeq names its product fibrillin-1. The record is from RefSeq and is a predicted model, not a curated record. The transcript is spliced from 9 exons. Gene Ontology annotation, molecular function: calcium ion binding. Lineage: Eukaryota; Metazoa; Arthropoda; Insecta; Diptera; Drosophilidae. The coding region runs from base 323 to 5671 and encodes 1782 amino acids.